Molecule: messenger RNA, 873 nt
Organism: Selaginella moellendorffii
Lineage: Eukaryota; Viridiplantae; Streptophyta; Lycopodiopsida; Selaginellales; Selaginellaceae
Product: thylakoid lumenal 17.4 kDa protein, chloroplastic
Exons: 4
Coding region: 77-760 (227 amino acids)
Source: RefSeq, a predicted model, not a curated record
UUAGGGCAAAGUGUCGCGAUUUUAGGGCCACGUCAGCGCUUGAUCCUCCACGUGGACGGCGUCUUCCUCUCAAGCUAUGGCGGCUUCUUUGCGGCAACAUCCAAGCUUCUCGGCUCCAAGCGCCCGCUCUUGCUUAAAUCGCUCGCGGCGGGCAGUGCUCGUUCGGUGCUGCGCUGCAGCGGGAGAACAAGAUGGCUCCAGAAGGAGCACUCUCGGAGCUCUAGCCUGCGGCCUCUGCGCUGGAUUCGCGAUCGCUACAACAGCGUUUUCUUCCAUUGCCGAGGUGAGGCUACCACCACUCUCGAAUGAUCCCAGGCGCUGCGAGCGCGCCUUCGUGGGCAACACCAUCGGCCAGGCCAACGGCGUCGCGGACAAGCUCCUGGAUCUUCGCUUCUGCGACUUCACGGAUAACAAGGAGGGGCUCAAAGGCAAGACGCUGUCCGCAGCUCUCAUGGCCGACGCCAAGUUCGAUGGCGCGGACAUGACCGAGGUGGUCAUGUCCAAAGCCUACGCCGUCGGGGGCAGCUUCAAAGGAACUGAUUUCACCAACGCUGUCCUUGACCGGGUUGUCUUCGACAAGGCCGAUAUGAAAGGUGCCGUUUUCCGGAACACCGUCCUGUCCGGCUCCACUUUCCAAGGAGCCAAUCUGGAGAAUGCCGACUUUGAGAACGCGCUGAUUGGCUACAACGAUGCCAGGAAGCUCUGCUUAAAUCCCACACUUUCAGAGGAGAGCACGAUCGAGCUUGCCUGUAAGCGGUGAUGGCGAUCGUCGACAAGAGAUUGAGAGAGAAGUUUGCGGUUUGCUGUCUGAACUGCGACUGCGAGUGUAAAAGAUAUAUAUAUACAUAUACAUACUUUUGGAUCGAGCGAAAA